Vicugna pacos (alpaca) is the source of this 1562-nucleotide messenger RNA. Lineage: Eukaryota; Metazoa; Chordata; Mammalia; Artiodactyla; Camelidae. The record is from RefSeq and is a predicted model, not a curated record.
GGUGGGGGAAGGUGAAGGUGGGGGCGGGGACUGAAGAGCUGGGGGCUAGAAGCCACUGGGGCUUAAAGACAGCCUGGGAGUGAGGCCACUCAGCCAGAGGAAGGAGACAGCUCCCAAGCCCCCAGGCAGAGACUCUACAGAGAUGGAGCAGAAGGAAGGGAAGCCUGAGGAUGGUACCGCAGUUGCCCCGGAGAUGGUGGGAGGUGGAGCUUCUGCAGAGAAAGAGGCCACAAGCCCAGAUGAGAAGAUCAUCAAAGAGGGGCCUCCAGAUGGGGCAGGAAAGCAGGCACCAGCCGAGGACAGUACUUCAGCUGAAUUCCAUGGGGAAGCAAAUGGGUUGGAUGAGGUCAAGGUUGAAUCCAAAGAAGAGGUUGAACUUCAAAAGGAGGAUGAUGGGAAGAAAGAGACCACCGUGGCUCCUCAGGAGAUGACUGACAAGAAAGGAGAGACCAACUUGGAAUUCAAGGAGGCUGAGGGCAAAGAGGAGGCCAUGUUGGCCUCUGAGAAGCAGAAGGCUGAUGAGAAAGAGACCAAGCCUGAAUCUAGGGAGAAAGGCGAUAUGAAUGAUGAAGCCAAGGCUGAGCCAAAGCAGGCUGCUGGGGAGCAGGAGGCCAAGGCCAGAGGCAGGGAGGUCGAAGGGAAGGAGGAGGCCAAAGCUGGAGGCAAGGAUGCUGAAGGGAAAGAGGAGGCCAAGGCUGAAGCCCAGGAGAAAGCCAGUGCUCCAGAGGCCAAGUCAGACUCUCAGAAGAAGGCUGCAGUGGAAGAUGAGGCCACAGCUGAACUGCAGGAGGUUGAUGUGAAGGAGGAGAUGGAGCCAGGUGGUCCCGAUAGUGAAUCUUCACCCAGCGAUGUGCCCCAGAGUCCCAUGGAGCCCCCUCCCUCCCAGGAGAAGAAGAAAGAGAAGGCACCAGAGCGCAGGGUGUCAGCCCCUACCCGGCCCCGGAUGCCCCGUGCGCAGAACCGCAAAGCCAUCGUGGACAAGUUUGGGGGGGCAGCCUCGGGCCCCACGGCCCUGUUCCGGAACACCAAGGCCGCUGGGGCCGCCAUCGGUGGUGUUAAGAACAUGCUUCUGGAGUGGUGCCGGGCCAUGACGAGGAAGUAUGAGCACGUGGACAUCCAGAACUUCUCGUCCAGUUGGAGCAGUGGCAUGGCCUUCUGUGCCCUCAUCCACAAGUUCUUCCCUGACGCUUUUGACUAUGCUGAGCUGGACCCCGCAAACCGCCGGCACAACUUCACCCUGGCCUUCUCCACAGCAGAGAAGCUGGCUGACUGCGCCCAGCUGCUAGAGGUCGAUGACAUGGUGCGGCUGGCAGUGCCUGACUCCAAGUGUGUCUACACCUACAUCCAGGAGCUGUACCGCAGCCUCGUGCAGAAGGGGCUGGUGAAGACCAAGAAGAAAUGAGGGGCUGGCCGACCAUGUGGGCAGAGGUGGGUAGGGUGCCCAGCUGCCCAGCUGCGGCCCCGAGGCUCACCUCUGCUUCAUGAAGGCAGCAGUGCUGGGGCUCGGGAAGGGGCAGGUGGCACCAGUCUUAACUACAUUAAAAGUACUUUUGUAAAAUCCU